GGCAGAUGAGAGGUGAGAAUUCAUCUGAGUGCGAGUAUAGAAUGAGCUCAAUAGUGCAGAAGAUGGACACCGAGUGCUUCAAAGGCUCCUCCUCUGCACUGAGCUCAGUGCCAAAAGCGGGGCCCUCUAAAGACUGAUCACUUAAUUAAAGUGAAUGAAUAAUCAGAUGGCGCCCACCAUGGAGGGCACACACACCGUCCUGCGUCUGCACAAACCCGUCCGGGAGCUCAGCCGCAUCAGCCCGUACAUUCCUCCCGUCAAGAGGCAAAGGUUCACAUACAAGGGCGGGGCUCCGUCCAGGGCCCAACCCCCUAAUAGCCAUGACCGGAGGGGGGAGGAGAGAGCAGGAGAAAAACAGAAGGGCCAGUCUUGUAAGAAUGCGAGCGAGAGCCAGAACUCCAGGGAAGCAACAAAGGGUGCCAUUGCGGAGCUCCACCGGCUCGGGGCUGAGCACCACCAGUUGCUGGCCGACCUCUUCGCUCUGUGCGCUGACUGUGCCGCCAGGGUCAGGAUGGGCAACCAGGACGGAAAGCCCACGGAUUACGAGGAGGGCGGGAUGAGCCCACCUGCGGAGGUUUUGACUAGCAGCAACCUGCAGCACUCCCUCACCCUUUCCCCAGAGUACAAGAGGGCUGCCUCGCGCACUCGCAAGCUGAAGAAGCUGGGGGUGAAGAAGACGGACAGCGCGGAAGAGUUCCUGCAGAGCAAGAUGAAGAAGAAAGUAAAGACCACCAAGAUGGAGGCUACGGAAGGACUCCAGUCACUUGAAAAUGAGAAGGGCUUGGAGACCCCUUCCUCCACACUGGGGUUUGACACAUCAGGGACGGUUUUGAGCGGUGGCAAUCUCACUAUGGAGGACAACUUCCAUGUCACUCAGGACGGUUGGGAAUUCAUGGAGGAUUCCUGCAACUUUGAACCGGACAUGGACCUUUGUAGUGAGCUCUCCGAAUACGACAACGAGCUCUACCUUGGCUACGGUGUGAGCUCCAGUUUCCUGGAGGAGGUGCAGGACCAAAUCCGACAGGAGCAAAUGCUCAGCGGGAACAACGUACGCCCUUUUUAUAACCAGGACAACGGUCCCAAGCAGGAGGAGACCCAGCAGCCCUCUGUACAGUCGGCCCUCCAGCUGUAUGACCAGAUCAGCAGGAGGGAUGCAGGUGUUCGAGUGGUGGCCAAGGUGCAGGAGGCAGAGGGGGUGGUGCAGUGGGUCAGUCACACAGGCUCACAUGUCCCUGCCAGCUCCUCGCAGCUUCCUUCCUCCGUGCCUCUGGAGGGCAUGGUGACCCGGCACACCCAGGCACAGGCAGCUCUCCCAGCUGAGGAUCAGGUAGCGCAGGGCGAGCUGCCGAACAAGCACCUGUACAGGGGGCUGCAGGCGGGCGACCUGGAGGAACCCGGGGAGUGGAGGGGACUGGAGGGCAGCACCACGUUUGGUGAUGGCGUAGGGGUGGUGGAACCCUCAAGGUCUCUGCACCGAACUCACCAGCGCCCAGCCGAUUCCAGCCCAGGGGCCUUGAAGAGCCCUUCCUCAUCCUCUCUUUCGGGGGUCUUCAACACGUCCUAUCCCGUCACAAACAGCCUGCAGAGCAUGUCUCCUGUGAUCUCGCCCCUGUCCUCCAAACUCCCCAGCCCUCAGCUCAACCAUCGCAUCGUUCUGCUGCCUGAGGAGGAUGGGGGCCCUGACAGGGCUGGCAGGAAAUGGCCUCAGGGGGCCGCUUCGGCCUUCGAGAGCGGAGAUGAGCCCAAAGUCACCACGGAGAUCAUAGAUAAAAACGGAAACAAAAGGACCAUCACACGUUUGGAUCUGAACCUCAGCAGGCAGGGGGGCGGCUCCAAGUGGACUGCUCCCAGCACGACCAUGACCGUGCCCUCGACCGCAGAGACUGAUAUCUGGCUGCUGGACGGAGAUGAUGCCAUCUCUCAGAGUCACGUGGCCCCACCCAGUCUUCCCAGGCCUGACCACCUGGACUUUCUGAGGAUCACUCCCCCAGAGGAUGACAUCAUCGGUGACACGCCUUACUACCCGACCCUGGAGCUGACGAGAGAAGAAUAG
Molecule: messenger RNA, 2053 nt
Organism: Conger conger (European conger)
Lineage: Eukaryota; Metazoa; Chordata; Actinopteri; Anguilliformes; Congridae
Product: formin-1-like
Exons: 4
Coding region: 155-2053 (632 amino acids)
Source: RefSeq, a predicted model, not a curated record